Eruca vesicaria subsp. sativa (arugula) is the source of this 441-nucleotide messenger RNA. NCBI's taxonomy places the organism in Eukaryota, Viridiplantae, Streptophyta, Magnoliopsida, Brassicales, Brassicaceae. The record is from the annotation of a GenBank genome assembly.
AUGAGAAGCGAAGGAACAAUUACGAUAGAUUGUGAACCCCUCGUCGCUACCGCAUAUGGCGCUGUCGUCGGAGCUCUUCCCGGCGGUGUGGUAGGAAUGCUUAUGCCCUCAGUGUUCCGUCACUUUCGAGUCCUAGCCCCACCACUGACUCGAGAUCAGUUUGCUGGUUUGUUUGCUCGGGAGUGCGCAGCAAUUAGCGCUUCAGGGUUUGGUAUCAAUUCCCUGCUGAGAGGCAACGAUGACCUUAAGUCUCGAUUGCUCUUAGGAUCAGGUGCUGGGUUGGCAUACCCUUUGGUGACACGCGGCUUGAAAGUCCGACCUCCACACCUACUCUCCUACGCUGCUGCUUACGCUGUUAUGUCUGCAGCAAUGUAUAAGAUGAAUCAAAUAAUCAUAGCAAAAAGUGAACGUUCCACCAGCGGCAAGGCUUUUGAUACUUGA